UAACGUUAGCGAUAGAAACACUUAUUCUUUGACGGAAUCAACGGAUGCGCGAACUGAAAUGACAGCACGAACUUAAGGGACGACCUAAUCUGUACAUUCUUACAAGGGAGUACAUUCGUGCGAAAGCCACGACUUUCCUUGUCGUGUGAGAAAUAUUUCUCUUAUGUACUUGUGUAAAUUGUUAGUCAAAGAAUAGUCCUUUCAAUGUUCGAUUCGAUCUCGCUUCUGCACAUCUCAGAAUUUCCGCGGGAAUUCAGAUAGAGCAUUUCCUUCGUAAGGUCGCGCGCGACAUUCGGGAGCAGCGGAAGUUAUUUUGUCUUCGUCCUGGCCGCUGCCUCGUGAUUGGUUGUGCCAUGAUAUACGUAGGAAUAGUGGGUCGCCGAAACGCAACGCUACGGAGGAAAUGCUGUACAACGUUGUACAUACAACGCCGUGAAACGUUGUGUACAUGUUUCCAUGUACGCAGGAUAUCUCAAGCGAGAGAAUAAAUGUGUCUGAGACAUCCUGUGUAUUGUUGUACGACUAUGUAUAUGGUUAGAACGGUGAAUAAUGUACGAAAGUACAGAUAUAGACGACACGAUGGUCGCUUUGAAGGAGCUAAGGUCGUUAAAGGAAUUAAGUGAAUUAGACUCGAGAUCCCUAGAGUCAUGUCUCACCGAGGAAUCGUAUGAUAGUGACAAUGAGAAUGAUAUCGAUCAUUCAGAUAGACAAACAAACGCGACAGAGGAGUGCAUAGAGAAAAAGAUUUUAGAGAUGAAAAAUCUUGAUAAUCUUAUGAAGAGAAUGAAUCUCCGAGUAAAGAAAGCAAGAGAAGAUACAUUGAUUUGUCAAUGUGAUAAUCGAAAGAGGCUGAAAAACAUUUUAUCAGCCGCCAGUCCAUCUGAAAAUGGUAAACUAGCUGAGAAUACACAGCUGUUUCUUCAAUUGUGUCCGACAUAUAUAACACUUAGCGCAGAAAGAAAAAACAUUAAAGAAUUGUAUUUGAAAUGUGAAAAACACGAUUCAACCACUGUGACGACAGAAUCACACACCAACAAUGUAUUAAACAUAUCGCUCGGAGCAAACGAUUUUAAGCUGCAAGCAUUUAGAAACCGAGAUACCAUGAACGUUAGCUCUCCUCAUAAUUCAUCGAACCACCUCAAUUUGGAAUUGCUUAACAAUGUCGAGAACGAAAAGUGGGAAACAAUGAAUACGAUAAGCAUCGCUGAGGAGGUAAUCGUUGAUGCAUUAGAUUUUGAUAUUAAUCCGUAUGUUAUCGACGAGGACACAAAGAAUGUACUCUUAGAACUGGACAAGAAACUUUCAGUCUAUUAUAAGAAUUUCUGCAAUGAUCGUGGGCAAUUGGUGAGGUUACAUGAUAGCAUAUCUAAGACGAAUACCGUGGUUUCCAUGAUAGACACUGUAUCGAUAAUGAAAAGCUUGCAAGAUGUUGAUAAAGAUUCUCUGGACAAAGUGAUUAAAGAGGCCUGUAUCAUUUAAUCCAUCGUCAAUUUUAAAUGUCGCCGAAAAAGAGAC
Messenger RNA from Megalopta genalis, 1515 nucleotides. RefSeq lists its product as uncharacterized. The record is from RefSeq and is a predicted model, not a curated record. Lineage: Eukaryota; Metazoa; Arthropoda; Insecta; Hymenoptera; Halictidae.